AUGGCGAAGGCUGGUGGGGGUGGUGGUGCUAAUAAGGACAAUGCUGCAGGGGUCUACGAGUCUGGGGCAGAUCCACGGCUAGAUUUUAUUUGCGAAUAUUUAACCAGGUCGUUGAAAAUUAAAAUGGACAAGUGGCUAAAGUUUGUGAUGACGGAAGAAUAUAGGAAUGUGAUGAAUGAUUUUUUUGAUAUAGCAGAAUUUCCGUUGCUCGUCAUCCACCUAAAUAUGGCAGGGCAACUUGUCGCCUCAGACGCUUACCCGACCACAGGAAAGAACAAGACGUGCUACUUCGUCAAGAAAGACGUCGGUGUAAUUCCCCUUGUCAAAGAUGAUCUGAGCUUUAAAAGGAACUUGAUUUAUGGAGAUUUGUCUCAUCAGCCUUUGGAAAAUCUCGGGGCCUUCAUUGAAAAUGUCAUAGGGCCCCUGAUAAGGGCGGAAGUCAACCAGCCCAAGUGGCCCGAGGCUGUCGUUGCAGAUGUGAAACACCACACGCAAGAGAUUUGCGGAGUGUUGUACACCAUCCAGGGUCAGCUGAAGGGAAAGACGCUGCUUCCGAUGCCCCUCAGUCUGGACGAGAUUGAUGAAAAUGAUCGCAAAUUGGCUGAGGGUGGUCCAGGGGAUGUCGAUCAAACCCUGAAAACCAAUAUCGAGACAAUCGUGAUAAAAUGGAGUCAACAAAUUAACGAUGUACUGAAGCAGGAUUCAUCAAAACCACUCGCAACUGGCAAUAAUCCCACGCCUUUUGCUGAGUUAUUGUUUUGGGAGGAGCGUGUCGAUGACCUCCAAUGCAUCUACGACCAAUUGAAGGAAGAAAAAGUCCGAAAAAUUGCCAACAUCCUAGAACAGACUGGCUCCACUUAUUGGCCCUGUUUCAAGUCAAUGUUCCGCAACGUGGUGGCCGCACUUGGAGAAGCGCAAGACAUCCUGGUCCACUUGAAACCGCUCCGGAAACACUUGGAAAACGUGCAAAAUUCCAGUUUCGACGAAGUCCUUAAACACCUUGGGCCCAUGAUGCAUUGCGUCUGUCUUAUCUGGGGCCACUCGAAGUACUACUGCUCUCCCGCGAGAAUUAUCGUCCUCCUUCAAGAAAUUUGCAACUUGCUUAUCGAAAUGGCACGAUCUCACUUGGGCGGCAGCGCUGUUUUCCAGAUGGAACCGGAAGAAGGCCUCGUCAAAUGCACGGCUGUGGUGAAUGUUCUCCAACAUUUCCGGGAAUUGUAUGACGCCCACAAACGCGAACUUCCUGCCUACUUUAGGACGGAAGAAGAGGCUAAAAGUUGGGACUUUCUUCCCCACUUGGUUUUCAAACGUUUUGACAAGUUUUUGAAUAGGAUGAAAAAUCUGUUGGUAUUUUUCGACACUUCUGUCGAAUUUUACAAAUUAGAACGAAUCGACAUUGGCGGAAACAAGGGCAAAUUCCUGAGCGCACGGAUUAACCAAGUGUAUAAAAAAUUCAUGGAGUUUUACCAAAGGUUUGGCGGCCUUCAGUACGACUGCUCCGAUCCGGAGGACGACAGCUUCCUCGCGGAUGAAAAACUGUUCCAAGAGAACGUUCUGGACAUUGACCAACAACUGUCGGCCAUCUUCAUGCAUGCAUUUGACGACUGUCACACGCCAGAGUCUGUCUACAAGUUGAUCCUCGCGCUAGGAACGCUGGUCGAGAGACCGCUCAUCAAGGAAGAUAUUGAGCCCAAGUACCCCCAAUAUGUGGCCAUGAUUAGUAAAGAUCUGGAACAAAUUAAGGAACAAUUUCAUCGGACAAUAACACCUUUUCAAGUUAAUCAACGACUCUUGGCCAACCCAGUCCUGCCCCCGUAUUCCGCCUCGAUUCAUUGGGCUAGAGAAAUGCGGGAUCGUUGUGACGAGAAUAUUGAACAGUUCCGCUCACUUGAUUUGCAAAUUGCGGAUAAAGAAGUUGUGAGCAAGUUGAACAAAUCAUAUGAAGAGCUGGACCAAGCGCUGGGCACGUUUCAAACGGAGACUUUUGAAGAUUGGAAGAAGAGCGUGGAAGAAAAGGGAGCAGGAUGGGUCAAGCAAAUGAUCUUUAGUCGAGAUCCAGACGACAAAUCACUCGUAGUCAAUUUCAACAGCGAGCUGUACAGUACGAUAAAGGAAGUCAAAUAUAUGGAGUGUGCCGGAUUUAUGGACAUCCCUUCCCUGGCUCGAAAACUACUUGAUGAGCAACCCGUAUACAGGAAAAAUUUACUAUUUCUGGACCGGAUAGCUUAUUCGUACAACCAAAUAAUCAACAAUUCCAAUGCUCAGGAACGAGAAUUGCUUCACUGCAAAGUGAAAGAAAUUGAUUCUAAACUUCAAACUGGUAUCAACAAGAUUACGUGGUCUGAUCCUGGGAUUUGGUCCUACAUCACUUCUUUAAACGAUCCCGUCACCGAUGUUGAAGACAGACUUGGAAAAUCACAAGAUAACGUGAACAUUAUCAAGAAGAUGGUCCAAACCUGGUUGGGCAAUCCACUCUUUGAACGGAAAGAUGGCAAACGUGAAGCCCUCUUGAACAUGGAUGAACACGCACACGCCAGAAAACUGAAGCAGUACAAGGGAAUUGAAGAAAUGACGGUGAAAGUUACAGAAAUAGUGGAACGAAACAAGAACCACUUGAUGAAGGAAAACACUCCCGACCAACAAAAAACUUGGGAUACUUAUCUCCAAUUCUUGGAGAGCAUCGUGUUGGAUGGACUUAUCAAGACUGUUGCAGUCUCGUUUGGCUAUCUUGUGGACCACACCGACGGAAAUUUGACCCCUUCCCCACUUUUCGAAGUGACGAUGGAGUUGACCGAAAACAAGGUCAUCUUCACACCUGCUCUCGACUUUUCCGAUCCGGGCAGCUUUCUCAACUUGGUGGAAGAUAUCCUGGCAGACAUUAGCCAUCAGGGAACUCUGGUCAAACGAACCGACGUAGAAAAUUGUCCAGAAAUUUCCGAAAUGCGAUCAGAAAUUGAGAACCGAGUUCAAGCCGUAAUGAAUCAAGCGACCGAAUACACUAUAAAGUUUGAGCCGUACACUUAUCUCUGGGAAGACGACAGGCUCGAGUAUCUCAACCAGUUUCUCAGAUAUGGUCAUCAGCUCACAGCGGAGGAAAUGGAGGUCAAAAAUUCGGGGGAGGAAGAACCUCAAGAAUUCUCCGCCCCAACUCUGGAGCAAUUUAAACAAGUUAUUGACAAGUUUGAAAAUCUAUACAUCGAAGUUGAGAAUCUCCCCAGGGAGCAUAUCUUUGAUAAGUGGUUCCGACUGGAUAUCCGCCCUUUCAGGCAAUCGCUCCUUAACACUUGCAAAAUAUGGAGCUUGAUGUUCAAGCAGUACAUGAUUGACAGUGUUAUUGGAGGGUUGUCCGGUCUCGAGCAGUUUAUCACCGAGGCGGACAGCGGUCUCACUCAACCCUUGCGUGAAGGCGACCUUAGGAAACUAAUUUCCGUAAUGACCUGGCUCCAACAGGUGAAGGACCGACAAGCCACGACAGACACGAUGUUCGAACCCAUCAAAAAGUAUAUCGAACUCCUCAAAAUGUACGAUUACGAACUACCAGAAGCAGUCUUCGUCCAAUUAGAAGAAUUACCCCAAAAGUGGAUAAACUUGAAAAAAUUAGCGAUUAAAAUCAAACACCAAGUCGCACCCCUCCAAGCACAAGAAGUUUCUUCCAUCCGGAAACGAAUUGCCGACUUUGACUUGAAGCAACACGCGUAUCGAGAUGUUUUCAGGGUUCUAACGUUUUUCGAUAAAAUGUGUCAGUUCCCAUACAAAGAACUUGACAACGCCCACACAGAUAUUGCUACUUUCAACGCGGAAUAUGCAGACAUUUGUUCGGCUGCGGAACUAUUUGAGGUGCACGUUCCUGAACCGAAAUCGUUACGACAAUGCGAAAAGGAAGUCCGCCUCGCAAAAAACAUUUGGGACUACACGAACAUCGUGGCGUCGUUAAUUGAGGAGUGGAAAACUACCAAAUGGCUCAACAUAAAUGUUGAAAGUAUGGACUUGGAGUGCAAACGAAUGUCGAAGGAAGUGAAAAUAAUGGACAAGGAUGUGAAAGCUUGGGAGAUAUUUUUCUUGCUCGAGGGCGUAAUCAGAAACAUGAUCUCAUCUCUAAAAUCGGUGGCUGAGUUGCAAAAUCAAGCCAUCCGAGAACGCCACUGGGAAGAACUUAUGCGUGCAACGAAGGUAAAUUUCGUAAAUUUGUAAGAAACACACGUCUUAAAAUUCUCCGUGGACGAAUCCACCACACUGGCUGAUCUUUUGGCCCUAAAUCUUCACAAUUUUGAAGAGGAAGUCAAAAACGUGGUGGAUAAAGCAGUCAAGGAAAAUUCGAUGGAGAAGACGCUAAAAGAUUUAGAUGGAACUUGGUCUGCUCAGGAGUACGAGUUUGAACUGCAUUCUCGAACGCAAACUCAACUAAUCAAAGCGUCCGAAGAACUUAUUGAAAUUCUUGAAGACAAUCAAGUCCAAUUGCAGAAUAUUGCCAUGUCGAAAUUCAUUGGAUUUUUCCAUGAAGAGGUCGAGUUUUGGCAGAAUCGUCUCUUCAUGGCCGAUCAGGUUCUCGCCGUGUUGGGAGAAGUUCAGCGUACAUGGUCACACUUGGAAUCCAUUUUUAUUGCUUCGGAAGACAUCCGGAAAAGUCUACCCGUAGAUGCUGCCCGAUUUGAUAAAAUUGAUCGAGAUUUCAAGAAUACACUUACCAAAUUGUACUCUACCAAAAACGUCGUGCAAGCCACAAACCAACCCGGAAUCCUGCCAGACUUAGAAGUUUUGCAGAAAGAACUAGCCCUUUGCGAAAAGGCGCUUGCCGACUACUUGGAAACGAAGCGAUUGGCAUUUCCCCGCUUCUACUUUGUCUCAUCGGUCGAUCUCUUGGACAUUUUGUCAAACGGGAACGAACCCGAGCAGGUUGCGCGACAUCUCGCCAAACUAUUUGAUGCGAUGGCCAACUUGGAUUUCAAAAAGGGGGACGGCGUCAAGAAGGAGGUGCCCACGAAUGCGAUCGGAAUGAGGGCAAAGGAUGGGGAAGUAGUCCAGUUUAAUAGUCCGUGUGACUGUACUGGUGCUGUUGAAGUGUGGCUGUGUCGACUGGAGGAAGCAAUGAGGGCCACGGUUCGGAACUGUUUCUCCGAAGCGGUCGCCGACUAUGAAGGCAAACCUAGGGACAUUUGGAUCCAGGACUUUCCUGCCCAAACUGCCCUUUGCGGCACGCAGAUCUGGUGGACCACCGAGGUCAAUGCUGCUCUCGGGAAGCUUGAAGAAGGCUACGAGAACGCGUUGAAAGACUACCACAGAAAACAAGUGAACCAACUAAACACCUUAAUCGGACUUUUGAUCGGCCAACUAACGUUCCAAGAGCGUCAAAAGAUUAUGACCAUUUGCACAAUUGAUGUCCAUUCACGAGACGUUGUGCUAAAAUUGAUCGCUCUGAAAAUCGAGACGGCUCAAGCCUUUCCAUGGCAGAGUCAAUUGCGACAUCGCUGGGAUACUGCGGAGGGUGAUUGUUUCUCAAACAUCUGCGACGCCCAGUUCAAAUACUGGUACGAAUAUCUCGGAAAUACCCCACGUCUCGUAAUUACUCCUUUGACGGACAGAUGUUACAUCACGUUGACGCAAUCUCUUCACUUAAUCAUGGGUGGAGGGCCGGCAGGCCCUGCAGGAACUGGGAAAACUGAGACGACGAAAGAUCUCGGGCGAGCGUUAGGCAUGAUGGUCUACGUCUUCAACUGUUCGGAACAAAUGGACUAUCGGUCGAUCGGAAAUAUUUAUAAGGGAUUAGCACAAACCGGAGCGUGGGGUUGUUUCGAUGAGUUUAACAGGAUUUCUGUAGAAGUCUUGUCCGUCGUAGCGGUGCAAGUCAAAUCUAUCCAGGACGCAAUUCGAGAUAGAAAAACCCGUUUUGUCUUCAUGGGUGAAGAAAUUCGAUUAAUUUCAACCGUCGGACUUUUCAUCACGAUGAAUCCAGGUUACGCUGGACGUUCAGAACUCCCCGAAAACUUGAAAGCUCUGUUCAGACCAUGCGCCAUGGUGGUACCGGAUUUUGAACUCAUUUCUGAAAUCAUGCUGGUCGCCGAAGGUUUUCAAAGUGCGCGCGUACUUUCUCGUAAAUUUAUCACGCUGUACACCCUGUGCAAGGAGUUGCUCUCUAAACAAGACCAUUACGAUUGGGGGCUACGCGCCAUCAAAUCUGUCCUUGUGGUGGCGGGAUCUUUGAAGCGAAGUGACCCUGAUCGUCCCGAGGAUCAAGUACUCAUGAGAGCGCUGAGAGAUUUCAACGUCCCAAAAAUCGUUGCCGACGACAUCCCCGUAUUUAUGGGUCUCAUCGGAGAUUUAUUCCCAGCUCUGGAUAUUCCUCGUAAAAGAGAUCUCGAGUUUGAGAAGAAUAUUCGGGUGGCCACGCUCCAACUUAAACUGCAGCCGGAAGAUAAUUACAUCCUGAAAGUUGUCCAGCUCCAAGAGUUGAUUGACGUGCGACAUUCAGUUUUUAUCAUUGGAAAUGCGGGGACAGGGAAAAGUCAGGUGUGGAAGACACUUUAUCGUGCCCAUCAAAUCAUGAAGCAUCGUCCCAUGUACACAGAUUUGAAUCCAAAAGCUGUCACGAAUGACGAGCUCUUUGGCAUCAUUAACCCUGCAACCAGAGAAUGGAAGGAUGGCAUCUUUUCCGUGAUCAUGCGGGAUCAAGCGAAUCUUACGGGUGAUGGGCCCAAGUGGAUCAUCUUAGAUGGUGACAUUGACCCCAUGUGGAUUGAGAGUUUGAAUACGGUAAUGGAUGACAAUAAAGUGCUCACAUUGGCCAGUAAUGAACGAAUUGCGAUGACAAAAAUGAUGCGUCUCGUCUUCGAAAUCUGGACGUUGAGAGUCGCAACGCCCGCGACUGUAUCAAGAGCUGGAAUUUUGUACCUCAACCCGCAGGAUUUAGGCUGGCAACCAUAUGUCGCCAGUUGGAUCGAAAAACGUGACAGUCCCGCAGAAAAGGCGAACUUGACCAUUUUGUUUGACAAAUACGUUCCCACGGUUGUAGAAAUGAACAAAACCAGAUUCAAGAAAAUUACCCCAAUUUCUGAAAUCACGCAUAUUGAACUGCUCUGCAAUCUGUUGGACUGCACCAUCACGCCAGACACGUGUCCCACGGAUUGUCCCAAAGAGUGGUACGAAGUCUACUUUGUCUUCUGCACAAUCUGGGCCUUCGGAUCGGCAACUUAUCAAGAUCAACUUUUGGAUCAUCGUGUCGACUUUUCCAAGUGGUUUCAAAACGAGUUCAAAUUCGUCAAAUUUCCCUCUGGUGGAAAUGUGUUUGACUUUUACAUUGAUAUCGAAACCAAAAAGUUUUUGCCUUGGACCGAUCUUGUCCCAAAGUUUGAGUUGGAUCCUGACCUACCCUUGCAGGCGGCUUUGGUGCAUACCGCUGAGACUACACGUGUCAAAUAUUUCCUGGACAUGUUGAUGGCUCGUGGUCACGCAGUGAUGCUCGUGGGUGGGGCUGGUACUGGAAAAACUGUCCUAAUCAAUGACAAACUUGCCGCCCUGUCAGAUUCCUAUGUAAUUUGCAAUGUUCCCUUCAAUUUCUACACGACAUCCGAAAUGCUUCAACGAGUCAUGGAGAAACCGUUGGAGAAGAAAGCAGGCAGAAAUUAUGGUCCACCGGGAAACAAGAAACUUAUUUAUUUCAUUGAUGAUAUGAAUAUGCCCAUGGUUGACGCAUAUGGCACUGUGCAACCCCACACUCUAAUUCGACAACACUUGGACUACGGCCAUUGGUACGAUCGGGUCAAACUUUCCCUCAAGGAUAUUCACAAUGUGGGAUAUGUCAGUUGCAUGAAUCCCACCGCGGGUAGUUUCACAAUCAACCCCAGAUUGCAGAGACAUUUUGCCGUCUUCUCGUUAUCCUUCCCAGGACAGGAGGCAGUACAUUUCAUCUACAAAACCAUCCUGCAGCAGCACCUGGCCUCUCAAAAUCAUAAAUUUCCACAAAACGUGAUCAAAAUUUGUGCAAACGUGGUUAAUGCAGCGCUUGCGCUACAUAGCAAAGUAGCGUCAACCUUUUUGCCGACCGCGAUAAAAUUCCAUUACGUCUUCAACCUGAGAGACUUGAGCAAUAUUUUUCAAGGCGUUCUUUUCAGUACUUCCGAUUGCCUUCAGAACCCUUUGGAUUUGGUGCGUCUCUGGCUGCACGAGGCGAGUCGUGUGUACGGGGACAAACUAGUGGACGACAAGGACAUCACCACAUUUGGUAAAAUGAUCAGCGACAAUGUCAAAAAGUCUUUUGAGGAUAUUGAGGAAACCAGUGUUCUUGUGAAGCCAUUGAUUUACUGUCAUUUCGCGCAAGGGAUGGGCGAUCCAAAAUAUAUGCCAGUUACGGACUACAAUCUCCUCCAAAGACUGCUCAUAGACGCGCUGAAAUCGUACAAUGAGUUCAACUCCAUCAUGAACCUCGUCCUUUUUGACGACGCGGUCAACUAUAUUUGCAAAAUCAGCAGGAUCCUUGAAUCUCCAAGAGGAAACGCGCUACUCGUCGGGGUCGGGGGGAGCGGAAAACAAAGCUUGAGUCGGCUUGCAGCCUUCCUCUCAGGGUUGGAAGUGUUUCAGGUUGCUCUACGAAAAGGAUACUGCGUUCAAGAUUUGAAAAACGACCUUGCCAACUUAUACAUCAAAGCGGGUCAGAAGAACAUGGGGAAUAUGUUUUUGAUGACGGAUGCUCAAGUCGCAGAAGAAGAAUUCCUCGUCGUCAUUAAUGACAUGCUGGCCUCCGGGGAAAUUCCCGACCUUCUGCCGGAUGAUGAAGUAGAAAACGUCAUUUCCAGCAUGAGGACAGAAGUGAAAACUGUCGGACUGGAAGAUACGAGAGAAAAUUGCUGGAAAUUUUUUAUCGAACGAGUCCGCAAAGUGCUAAAGUGCGUCCUGUGCUUCUCACCGGUUGGAAGCACGCUCCGAACACGGUCACGAAAGUUUCCUGCCGUUGUCAACUGCACGUCCAUUAUUUGGUUUCAAGGUUGGCCCGAAGAAGCCUUGAUGUCAGUCUCACAACGAUUUGUGAAAGACAUCCAAGUCCUUCCGCACGAUCUGCUCGAUCCGAUCGCCUCCUUCAUGGCGUACGUCCACUCCUCCGUUACCGAAACGUCCAAAACCUACCUGGCCAAUGAGAAACGCUACAAUUACACGACUCCGAAAUCUUUCCUGGAACAAAUCGACUUGUACGGAAAGCUCGUAACGAGCAAAAACAAGGAAGCCUUCGCCAAGGCGGAGCGUCUCGAGAGCGGGUUAACCAAGUUGGAAUCCUGCGCUCAGCAGGUCGAAGGCUUAAAGAAAGUCCUCGCCGUGCAGGAAGUCGUCCUCAAAGAGAAGAAUGAGAAAGCCGAUCAUUUAAUUCAAGUCGUUGGUGCAGAAACUGCAACCGUUUCCAGUGAGAAAGAAAAUGCGGCGAAGGAGGAGAAAAAAGUCGCCGUCACGGCCACUGAAGUCUCAAAGAUUAAGGAAGUCUGCAGAAUCGAGUUGGAGAAGGCAGAACCCGCCCUACAAGCUGCCUACGCCGCUUUGAAUACUUUGAACAAAGCUAAUUUGACAGAGUUGAAGACCUUUACCACCCCUCCGCCAGACGUGGUGAACGUAAUUUCAGCCGUGUACAUUUUAUGGGAAGCUACGCGGACUGGGAAAAUUCCCAAGGAUAAAUCCUGGAAAAAUGCAAAGCAGUCAAUGAUGGGAGAUAUUGCAAAGUUUUUGGAUGGAUUGAUGAAUUUAGAAAAGGAAAAGAUAACUACGGCAAUUGUUGAAGCCAUGAAACCGUACACAGAAGCGCCUGGGUUUGACCCGGAAAAUAUAAAGUCUAAAUCAUUUGCAGCUGCUGGUCUCUGCUCUUACGUUGUGAAUGUACUUCUAUUUAACGACGUGUUCCAAGAAGUAGCCCCGAAACGUCGCGCUCUACAAGAAGCGACCGACAUCCUAAACAAAGCCCUUGAUCGUCUCAACUACCUCAAAAACCGAAUCACCGAGUUAGAAGACAAACUCAACAUUCUCACCGAAGAGUACGACGUAGCCAUCGAAGCGAAACAGAAAUGUCAAGCUGAAGCGGACAAAACCGCGUUAACCAUCGAUCUCGCCAACCGCCUCGUCGGCGGGUUAGCCGCCGAAAAAUCGCGCUGGGUUCAAAACGCGCAAAACUAUCGAUCCAGCACAAUCACCAUUCCCGGCGAUAUGCUCCUCGUCACCGCGUUCGUAUCUUAUCUUGGCUGUUUCACCAAACAAUACCGCGUCGAUUUACUUGACAACACGUGGAUCCCAUACUUACGUCGGUUGGAACCCCCCAUCCCCAUGUCCGCCUCCGUCGAUCCGCUGAACAUCCUCACCGACGACGCUGAGAUCGCUCAAUGGAACAAUUUUGGUCUCCCCAGCGAUCGGAUGUCCUCCGAAAAUGCGUCCAUCCUAAUAAACUCGCAGCGCUGGCCGCUCAUGAUUGAUCCUCAACUACAAGGCAUCAAAUGGAUUAAAAGCAUGGAAGCGGGAAAUUUGAAGGUUAUCCGUCUCGGGCAAAAAGGCUACUUGGACAUAAUCGAAGACGCCAUCACGAAAGGGAUCACCAUCCUGAUAGAAAACAUUAUGGAAAACGUGGACCCCGUGCUGGAGCCACUUCUCGCCAGAAACCUUAUCAAGAAAGGAACCGCUAUAAAAAUUGGGGAUAAAGAGAUCGAUUACAAUCCAUCUUUUAGGCUCAUCCUUCAAACCAAGCUGGCUAAUCCGCACUACAAACCGGAAAUGCAGGCGCAAACGACCCUGAUAAACUUUACCGUGACCCGAGACGGCUUGGAGGACCAGCUGCUUGCCGAAGUCGUAAAGGUCGAGAGGCCCGAUCUCGAAGCGCAAAAGUCCGACCUGACCAAACAGCAGAACGAGUUUAAAAUCUUGCUGAAACAGCUGGAAGACGAUUUGCUGACAAGGUUGCAAUCUGCCCAGGGUAACUUUUUGGAUGAUACGGCGCUCGUCGAAAAUUUGGAGACGACGAAAAGAACGGCGCAGGAGGUGGAAGUCAAGGCGAAAGAAGCGGUCGUCACGUCGCGCAAGAUUGACGCGGCGAGAGAACUCUACCGUCCCGCAGCGUGCAGGGCGUCGCUCCUUUACUUCAUUUUGAACGAUCUUAACAAAAUUAAUAAGAUUUACCAAUUUUCCUUGAAGGCGUUUUCCACCGUUUUUCAAAAUGCGAUCAAAACCGCGCCACAGGCGGGCGACGUGGCGAAAAGGAUUGACAAUUUGAUCGACUCUAUCACACAUUCGGUGUGGGUGUACACGGCGCGCGGGCUGUUUGAGUGUGACAAAUUGAUCUUUACGACACAGAUGGCGUUUGCCAUUCAGCUGCAGAGGGGAGCGAUUCAGGCGAAGGAUUUGGAUUUUCUGUUGCGUUUCCCCAUCAUGCCGAAUGUUACGAGUCCGUUGGAGUUUCUGAGUAAUACGAGUUGGGGAGCGGUUAAGAGUUUGUCGAAUUUUGAUGAGUAUAAAAACCUUGAUCGCGAUAUCGAAGGAUCUGCUAAACGUUGGAAGAAAAUCGUCGAGUCUGAAUAUCCCGAAAAAGAGAAGCUCCCACAGGACUGGAAGAACAAACAAGGCGUUCAAAGACUUUGCAUAAUGCGAGCGUUGCGACCUGAUCGAAUGACCUACGCCAUGACCGUAUUUAUCGAAGAAUCGCUUGGCCCCAAGUUUGUGAGGUCGAGACGAAUCGAUUUUGCGAAAUCGUUCGAGGAAACUUCAAACACAACUCCGGUCUUCUUUAUUCUCUCGCCCGGCGUAGACCCUCUCAAGGAUGUGGAAGCGUUAGGAAAAAAAUUGGGCUAUACCAUGGACAAGGGCAACUUUCAUAACGUAUCGUUAGGCCAGGGCCAAGAAAUCGUGGCCGAAAAUGCGUUAGAAAUCGCGGGAGAGAAAGGACACUGGGUCAUUUUACAGAACAUUCACCUCGUAGCACGAUGGCUGGCAAAACUUGAGAAAAAAUUGGAACAAAAUUGGGAACGUUCCCACAAAAAAUAUCGCGUCUUUCUCAGCGCAGAACCAGCAUCCACGCCAGAGUCGCAUAUCAUUCCGCAGGGAAUAUUGGAAUCAUCCAUCAAAAUUACAAACGAACCCCCAAGCGGAAUGCUGGCAAAUUUACACAAGGCGUUAGACAAUUUCUCACAAGAUCAGCUCGAAUCCUGCUCCAAGGAGUUGGAGUUUAAAGCAAUUUUAUUCAGUUUGUGCUACUUCCACGCGGUGGUCGCGGAACGAAGAAAGUUUGGCACCCAAGGUUGGAAUCGUAUCUACCCCUUUAACACGGGCGAUUUGACCAUUUCCGUCAACGUUCUUUACAACUACUUGGAAGCAAAUCAGAAAGUUCCAUGGGAGGAUUUACGCUAUCUUUUCGGCGAGAUCAUGUACGGCGGCCACAUAACGGACGACUGGGACAGGAAACUUUGCCGAACCUAUUUGGAAGAGUAUAUGGUCCAGGAAUUGCUUGACGGAGAGAUCAAUUACGCCCCCGGCUUCGCAGCCCCGCCCAGCACGGAUUAUCAAGGCUACCACUCCUACAUGGAUGACGUACUUCCGCCAGAAUCCCCAAUUUUGUACGGACUCCACCCCAACGCAGAGUUUGGCGUGUUAACGGCAACUUCGGAGAAAUUGUUUAAAACUAUUUUCGAACUGCAGCCUCGUGACGCGGGGGCGGCGGGGAGUCAAUCGGUCACGAAAGAGGAGAAAACGAAGCAAAUUCUGGACGACAUUCUGGACAAGUGUCCCGAUCCUUUCGUCAUGUCUGAAGUUGUCGGUCGCGCGGAAGAGAAGACGCCCUACGUUAUUGUCGCCUUGCAGGAAUGUGAACGCAUGAACACGCUGAUUAUUGAGCUUCGUCGCUCCUUGAAAGAAUUAGAUCUCGGAUUAAAGGGCGAACUGACAAUAACUUUGGACAUGGAAGAUUUAGGCAACUCAUUAUUUCUGGAUCAGGUGCCUGCCUCUUGGACAAAAUUGGCAUAUCCGUCCACCUUCGGGCUGGGCUCGUGGUAUGCAGAUCUCAUCCUGCGGGCGCGUGAAUUGGAAACAUGGGCGAUCGAUUUCUUCUUACCGCCGGCCGUUUGGCUGGGAGGAUUCUUCAACCCGCAAUCCUUUCUCACCGCUAUUAUGCAAAGCACCGCAAGAAAGCAGGAGCUGCCUUUGGAUAAGAUGUGUCUUCAGUGCGAAGUGACGAAGAAAACCAGGGAGGAAUUCACCGCUGCUCCUCGCGAAGGUGCCAACGUGCACGGACUUUUCAUGGAGGGUGGCCGCUGGGAUGUUAUGACGGGAUCUGUGGCAGAAUCUAAACUCAAAGAAUUGUAUCCCUCCCUGCCUGUCGUCUAUUUAAAAGCGAUAACUCAGGACAAGGCCGACGCCAGGAACAUGUUCGAGUGUCCCUUGUACAAGACGAGGAUGCGAGGCCCCACAUACGUUUGGACGUUCAAUCUGCGCAGCCGCGAGAAAGCGUCGCGCUGGGUGCUAGGUGGCGUUGCUCUGUUGUUGCAAGUGUAAAAUAAAUCUUGUUGACUCAAGUCCAGAUUUAUGAGUAGUAUUUCAAUGUAUAUUUACACCUCGGGAAGAAUACUUCUUAGGAGAUAAUUUAAUUGCAUCUGUAGAUAUGCAUACUGAGUUUAGAAUAAAAAUAUAAA
Molecule: messenger RNA, 13634 nt
Organism: Folsomia candida
Lineage: Eukaryota; Metazoa; Arthropoda; Collembola; Entomobryomorpha; Isotomidae
Product: dynein beta chain, ciliary
Exons: 56
Biological process (GO): microtubule-based movement
Cellular component (GO): dynein complex
Molecular function (GO): dynein light intermediate chain binding; ATP hydrolysis activity; dynein intermediate chain binding
Source: RefSeq, a predicted model, not a curated record